Molecule: messenger RNA, 1374 nt
Organism: Penicillium pulvis
Lineage: Eukaryota; Fungi; Ascomycota; Eurotiomycetes; Eurotiales; Aspergillaceae
Exons: 3
Coding region: 1-1374 (457 amino acids)
Biological process (GO): rRNA processing; ribosomal large subunit assembly
Cellular component (GO): nucleus
Molecular function (GO): exonuclease activity; nucleic acid binding
Source: RefSeq, a predicted model, not a curated record
AUGGCUCCCAUCAAGUACAAUAGUGCAGAUCAUCCGCUGUUCAACCUUCAGCGUGUUCCUCGUGUGCUGGAGGAUAUUGAAGAGACACGUCCGAUCAUGGCAAUCAUGCGUGGUCUCUACCUCAAGCCACAAGACCAAGCCAGAUUGGACUACCGGUUUCAUCCCUGGUUGCGUGGUUGGAUAAACCCAAAAAAAGCUCGCUGUUGUCGCUGCUUCCUUCUCAAGAGAAACUUCGGGAACGGGUCCACUAGCAAGAAGGCUUUUGAACUUCUCCAGGAAGCAUCCAGGCUUUACAAAGGACUUCCUCAGGAAGACUCUACUGUGAUUAGAGUUGGGAGAAAAGCCAAAUGUGCUUGUCAUAACGCUGAAGAAGGCGAAUGUAAAACCCACGAGGUCCCAACUACCAACGAUGGCAGUGAUCAAGUCGUCUCAUACAAGUGUCAGACUGACCACGGUGAGCUCACCUACCAGGUACUCGUAUCUGCCGAACACGAGCCCGGUCAAUUUGGGCGGGGUGCUAGCCGGGUCCCAAACUGCCUGUAUCACCCUGGUGAGCCUCGAGAUGAUGUGUUUACGUGUUGUGACCAGAGCGUUUUCACACGUGGAUGUGCUCUGAGAUGGGACCACCUGCGAGAAGUCCAGAUGGGCAUGCACAAAUAUGAUCCAAGCCACCCAGGCAAUGGGCCUGAGUGGCAUUUCCACGAGACUCCCGACAGAUUUCCGAUCCCACCGAACACCCGCUCUGGCGUGGUAGUGGCCCUCAAAACGGGAAUUAACCGUUGGGGGGAACAAGAGUUGAUUCGCCUCAGUGUCGUUGACCUCUAUUCCGGCCAAGUCCUCAUUGAUAACCUUGUGUGGCCCAACAAUCCCAUGCUACACCUCGACUCCAGCAACAGUUGCAUUACUUGGGAAAUGAUGCACAAGGCUCACGCCAGGGGCCUCUGCUUAGAAGGUCGUGAAGAAGCUCUUCAACGUCUUUGGGAUUUUGUCACGCCAAACACUUAUGUCGUUCUGCACGAAGGCCAGAAAGAGCUGAUCCAUCUCCGGUGGGCCCACAGAAAGGUCAUUGACACCCAUGAGCUGGAGGGACGCAUGCCGGCCUCGAAAGAAAAGAAUCGGACUUUGAAACGACUUGCCUUUGUGCAUCUCAAGCGCAAUAUUCAGCAGGGUCGGUUUGGGCUGGACAGCCUCGAGGAUGCAAUGGCCUGCCGGGACCUUGUCUUCUGGUAUGGCAAACACCUGCCUCCCCACAAGCGUCAGGAUGACCAUGAACCUCUUAUUAGGUUGGGUAGCAAUCGUCCCGGCGAAUGGGAGAGGGAGCUAAUGGAACAUGAGUGUCGGAUCUUUCUGAGGAUUAGGGCCUACCACAAUUGA